Molecule: messenger RNA, 2821 nt
Organism: Polistes canadensis
Lineage: Eukaryota; Metazoa; Arthropoda; Insecta; Hymenoptera; Vespidae
Gene: ZnT63C
Product: zinc transporter 1
Exons: 9
Coding region: 506-1810 (434 amino acids)
Biological process (GO): detoxification of zinc ion; zinc ion transmembrane transport; intracellular zinc ion homeostasis
Cellular component (GO): membrane
Molecular function (GO): zinc ion transmembrane transporter activity
Source: RefSeq, a predicted model, not a curated record
CUGAACAGUUCUCUCGUGGUUGCAUUGGUGACAUCGAUUGCAUUUGUAAAUGAGCAUUUACCUUUACGCCAUGAGUUUAUCAAUUUCUUGUAAUCAAUUGUAACCAAUGUAAUGUUUAUAUUUUUGACAUAUUAAUUAAUUGUGAUUUAUUAAGAGAUCGUUUGUCGGAUUAGAAAAACGUACUUUUUUUUAUUUUUUUUUAUCUAAUUUAUAAAUAAUAUCAAGAAGAAAAAGGUGUUAUGUUUUAAGUAUUAAAAACUUGUUACUAUUUUCACGUAACAUGUUUAUCAUCAGUUCAUACUUUAAAUUUUUAAUUGUAGUCAUUUGAUACUAACUUUAUAAAGAGGAUAAAGGUUUAACGAUUAUUAUACUCAUAUUAAAGAAAUCCUUGUUCCUAUUGUGCCUGUGCUGCAGUAUUGUUGGUAGCAAAGAAAAAGUUUUGUAAUGCUUCUUUUAAAAAUCUAAAGAAAUUAUAAGUUUAUAAUAACAAAUUUUUACUAAAAUUAUGGGACGUUAUACAGGAAAGAAAUGUCGCCUUUUAACGAUGUUAGGACUUACAGCGCUUUUAUUUUUGGUUGAGAUAGUCGUUGGUUAUGUGACCAAUUCGAUGGCUUUAAUAGCCGAUAGUUUUCAUAUGUUAUCAGAUGUAGCCGCAUUAGUUGUGGCGUUUCUUUCUGUUAAGAUGUCACCAAAAAAAUGGUCCAAGAACACUUUUGGAUGGGCUAGAGCUGAAGUCUUAGGUGCACUUGUUAAUGCAGUUUUUUUAGUUGCCUUAUGCUUUAGCAUUACCGUGGAGGCAUGUAAAAGGUUCAUCGAAGUGGAAGAAAUACACGAAGCUAAACUUCUAGUGUCUGUGGGUGCGCUUGGUCUAUUUGUCAACUUAAUAGGUUUAUGCUUAUUUCGUGAACACGGAGGUUCUCAUGAUCAUUCACAUGGCAUAUCACGCAGUCAUAACAGACUAAGCACAUUAGUAGGCACGGAUGACAAUGAAAAUGACAACACUUACAGACCACCAACGGCACAAGCAAAAAGAGCACAUGGCCAUACGCAUGAUGCCAGUCAAAUGAACAUGCGCGGUGUAUUCCUUCAUGUACUGUCCGAUGCAGUGGGUUCUGUUAAUGUAAUUGCCUCCGCUUUGAUAGUGUGGCUUACAAAAUGGCAGUACAGAUUUUACAUCGAUCCAGCAUUAUCACUGUUAUUGGUUAUUCUUAUGUUGCGUUCUGUUUGGCCAUUGUUCAGGGAGUCGGCACUAAUUCUUUUACAAACUGUACCGACACAUAUUCAGGUCGACGCAAUACAACAACGAUUACUGGAAAACGUUGAUGGGGUAUUAGCCGUCCACGAAUUUCAUGUAUGGCAAUUAGCUGGUGAUCGUAUUAUAGCUUCCGCGCACAUAAGAUGUAGAAAUCUUUCAGAAUAUAUGAAAAUUGCAGAACAAGUUAAAGAAUUUUUCCACAAUGAGGGUAUACAUUCUACUACAAUACAACCAGAAUUUAUUGACUAUCAAUCAAAUAGUGAAAUUAAAGAUACGCCAACAGAAGAUUGUGUACUCGAUUGUCCAAAGACUGAUAAACCUUGUAAUCAUGCUACUUGUUGUGGUCCCUCGAAACAGGGUCGUGAAUCCCCUUCGCCCGGGGAAACACCAUAUAUGUGCAGGCAACGUAAUAGCUUGGCACGUUCGACUGCUUCUAUAGGAGGAACAAAGCAACAGGAAGUGAACGAGAUGGAGCGAGGACAUUUACUUUCUCUAUCUGGUUCUCAUCAUUCCAUCCAACUUCCGCAUUCUCACAUUAACACGCCGACGGUUUGAGUUAUUCUUUGAUAACCACUCGCCUACCUCUAUAGCCGAUUACACAACGUAAAGAAAUGCUAUUGUACAAACAUAAUAAAUUAAUCAUUUGACUGUGUACUAAUUUUGUUACUAUCGUGAUUAACAAUAGCAUUAAUUUCCAAUUAACUUGCAUCGUUAUUUAUCUGGUUUCAUUACAUUCAAAAGAUUGAUUAUAAUUAAGAAAAGUUUGUUACAUAUCUGUAGAUAAUUAUAACAAAGGAUUAAGUUAAAAAUAAAAAAAAUAUAGAUUUUAUGAUUUAUUUAAUAUUAUAUACAAACUCGCUCGAAAUAAAUCAUAAAGAAUUUUUUUUUUCAUUUUUAACUUAAUCCGCUGUCUUAAUUACUGGCACAUAUAACAAAUCUUAUUACUAGAGAGUAAUCAUAUUGUACAAAACUGUAUAUUAUUUAAUUUGAGAUUUAAUCCUAAAAGAUAUUCUGUUUCUUUAAGUUGACUUUUAACUGUUCAUUUUCUUAUUUAUGAACAAAAAAUGCGAAAAUUAAAUAUUUUUAUGCAUAAGGCGUAUUGAUACCAAAUGAAAUAUACACACUAUGCGUUGAAAGAGACGUAAUAAUCACGAGUAUAAGUCCUAGUUGCCUUGGAAACUAUUUAUAUCUCUUUGUAAAUAUUCAAUUAACAAUUUAAUGGAUACAAAAUUUAAUGAUCAUUGAUUACUUCCUGAAAAAUGAUUAAUUAUACUUCGAAAUUUAUAAAACAGAAACAUAAACUAUAAUAGUAUAUACUCUGUGAGUCACAACAGUAUUCGUACCCACUUCCAUUGAAUUUUAAAUAAUUGAUAUUUGCUUGUAAUGCAUAUUUUCUAUUCUAUAAAUUCUACUUAAAAAAUAUUACACUUUCUAAUUGAUAUACAUUUUAUUACAGAAGAACAUUUGAUUGUUAAAGAAAAAAAUAAAAUUGUCUCGCAAGUUAUCUCGCAAUUUGUACCUACGUAAGAUAUAAUAAAAAUACAACCAUUAUUUUUGUAAGUACUA